Molecule: messenger RNA, 6983 nt
Organism: Dromiciops gliroides (monito del monte)
Lineage: Eukaryota; Metazoa; Chordata; Mammalia; Microbiotheria; Microbiotheriidae
Gene: NOS1AP
Product: nitric oxide synthase 1 adaptor protein
Exons: 5
Coding region: 3844-5088 (414 amino acids)
Molecular function (GO): nitric-oxide synthase binding
Source: RefSeq, a predicted model, not a curated record
CUAAGGGACCCACAAGGGUUUGCUCAUCCCAUCAUUCAUCGCUUAGGGGAGCGGGGAGGGGGGUGGGGUUGAAACAAAGAGAAACAUUUUUGAUUUGCCAUCUACUCCCUGCUCUGAGCUGGACUUGGCUGACUUGGCUUGAUGUCAGAUGGUUAGUUAAUAUUAAUCGAGCUAACCAGGGAAGAAGGGGCAUGCAGCUCCUCCCUUCCUUGCCUACUAUACCUAAUUAAUGUGUCUUAUAAGGUGGGAAGAAGUAGAUGAGGAGUCAGGAAAGUCAGGAACCUUGGGACCUGUCCCCACCCUUCCAAAAGCUCUAUGUUAAGGGAGAUGUGAACACAGGUCAAACACAUAAUCAAUAUGAUGAUAAUGAUGACUUAUCUUAUGAAAAGACUUUCAGGUUCCAAUCAACGACCCACUUAUUUCAAGUAGCAUUUGAUAGUACCAAAGAAUCUGUGCUAUCUUGUGUCUAUCAUGAUGGGAUUUGCUUCUAGGGACUAUUAUCAUAUGAUUUGCUUACAUUGUUUGACUCAUGAUAAAAACAGGAACAAAGUAAGAAUCUUCAGUAACAAAAUUUCCUCCAGACAAAGAGUUUUUCCUCUGUUACACAUUUGGAAAGGCAGGAAGAAAGGGAACUUGCUUUUGUUUGGCAGUGAAUUCUUUCAUUUUGUAUUCCAAAGGCCUUGCUCAGAAUCCAAGUGAAUUAUCAGAGAUCUAAGUGAUUACCACAAGUGGUCAUUCAUGUCAGUAACUAUUGGAAUUGAAAUUUAAAAUUAGGUUCCCUUCUAAAGAUCUGUAUCUUAAAAUAAAAAUUCAUCUUAGAGUGGGAGCCCAGGUUGAAAAGGAGGACUGAUGCCUAGGGAAAGGCAGAGGACAAAGCAGGGCAUGCUUGGCACUGAUGGUGGACUGCUGUUAGGGUUCUUUGUAAAAUCAAAGAAUAUGUAAGUUUUGAAGUGUUAUCUAAAAGUGAAUUUUCAUUAUUAUUAUUAUUAUUAUUGCUAUAAGGUAGAUAUUCUCAUUCUUUCCUUCCUCCCAGCUGGAGAGAAGGGAGCUUUUGGAGGCUGUUGAAACUUUUUUGCAAUUUUUUGCUCCCUAUCAUUGGAUGUAGGAGGUUUCUUUGACAAUAAUACUGUCUGACCCAGUUCCAUACAUCCUGUAUCUAGUAUUGAGAUAACCAGGCACCAUGGUUAUAACACCACCAGUGACAGCAUAGCACUUGUUAUGAUUCAAGUUCCCCUUGGAUGCCAUCCAGGUUCCUGGAAAGACCUUGUUCUAGCAUAGUCCUAUUUCUAGCAUAGUCCUGUUGGCACUGCCCCCUCAGCUGAUGCCACCAACCCUCCAGUAGGGUUAGGGCCUGGCAGUGUACUACUGCAGGGAGCUUUGGGGUCAUUUUGGGGCAGGUAGGGUCUGGUAUGCUGGCAAGAGGGUCCUUGCUGAUAAAAGGAGGAGAGGAUUUGCACAUGUUCCCAGUAUCAGAGAGAGAAUUUCAUUAAUGAACUCCUGGAUUUGAAAAAAAAAAUCCUUUGUCAAAUAGCUGAGUUAGUUGCCCACUCCUAAUGUUGAAUUUUACCUUUUGGAGCCUCAUCUUCCUCUAAGGCACAAAAGACUAAGAACCCUCCAGGAUGUGGUCUGUUAGGCCACUCUUGCUACAUUUUAAAGUGUCAUAUUGAAUGUGAAUCACUUCUCCCCAUGAGUGUUCUUUUUUCCCUUUCAGCAUAUCAAUUGCCAAGUAAUUAUUAUUUAUCUAAGAAAGGACUUGAUGAAUAUUCAUAGUGAAUAUUAUGGGAGAAGCAUUUGAAUUUGAAUUCGCCACUAGACGCCAAAGAGAAAUUAUCUGCAGAACCUCAGCCAAAACGAGAAAUAUUCCCAGAGUGCUCAACUAGCCAGACAGCAUGACUUGUAGCUUGUCAGGAGCACCAGCAGUCAGGAGCAGAUCCCCACGACGGGGUGAAUGCUUUUUUUUCCCCCAUUGCAUGGAUCCAGUUGCCUUGAUGACAGCUUCCUAAGGUCCUGGUCAGAUGUUAAACUUCUCAAUCAGGACCUGACCAAGAAAGACAACAGAUGUGAUGUUUGACGUGCCCCUCUUGAUCUCUCCCAGAUUUUUCCAGAGAUCUCCCUCCCCAGGGUUGGGGUUGCUUAGCUUGAUCUCAGAAAUGGCCUUUCAGAUUAGCACAGGCCCUGCCAAGACACUGUUUGAAUCUCUGGUGGAGGACAGGAAUGAAUGCCCAAAAGAUAUCAGGUGUCCCCUGCUCCUGUGCCAGUGCAGAUAACCCCUGGGAGGCGAGAAUACCUUAGGUUUAUUCUUUGUUUUCUAUCUAAGAAUAGAAUGCCAGCCUUUGUGCCCACUAAAUCACUGUCAGCUUACCUGCUCUGUAGACCUAGGGUUAAUCAGGCUUCCCAUUAAAGAUGUAGCAUCAGCCUCCUCCAUUCCCAAUACUAAUAGCUAGCAUUUACAUAGCACUUUAAGGUAGCAAAGUGCUUUACUUGUAUCUCGUUAGCUUUCAUUUCCUACUUGAAAUAAUUGAGUUGAAAACUUUCUAUUUCUUAGAGUGUUUGUAUCUUGGCCAAGUGCCACCCAGAGAGGGAAAGAAAGAAGAGAGAGAAUUAUUUAGUUAUUAAUUCAAGACAGCUCAAAUCCAGUAUGCUUGGGCUAUUUUCAUGAGUGGAACUGAUUUCAGUUUUCAGUGUUAGGCAUUCAUAUCAGGUUAGUUCUUUAGGUGUACUUGAUUGCCGACAGAUUUUAAGGUUUCUGUUUUGUUUCGUUAAGGUAUUAACUUCCCCACAUUUCUAAAGGCCGAAACUCUGACCUCAACAUUUUUUCAAUGGGAACUCUUUCUCUUUUUUAUCAUGGGAGGUCCAUCACCCUCCCUUGUAUCUCAGACAGACCAGUCCUAUGGGAUUUUGGGAUUAGGAUGAGAUACAGUAAACACAGAUAUUAAGAGCAGUCAGUCACACAUACUGCCUUAUAUACCAUAGACCCACAUAGACCUGUCUGGGUCUGGCCUAGGAGCCAGAGAUGAACAGAGUGGGGAGGGAGGGGAGAAGGGGAGCUUAGUGGGGAUUUUUUGUCUCCCGAUCUCUGAUCUAGAUUAUAGGCCUGGGUGUCCAAUUUGAUCUAAGACCUCCCAGGUCCAUCCUGUGUUGGUCAUGUUUGUGGGUUAAGGAUGUGUUCACCCACUUCUUAUAGUCAUUUCUGGGUUGGAUCUCAAUGUAAAUAGAGUACACUUUCUCUAAAUCCUUCUGCCCACUCUUGUGACCUAGCAUGAGCAUUUCUUGGCUGCCACAGCUUCCUGCUUCUAGUACAACCAGAAGUUCUGGGGACAGGGAUAAGGACAUGGCUAGGCCUUGAGACAGAGCCACCACCAGUGUGAUCACAGAUUGAUUCCAUAACACUUUAGCAGUAGUCUGAACACCACAGACUAUUGGCCCUGGUUAAGUAGGCCAUGUUUGGUCCACAGAUCGUCAGUUUCUGACUUAGAACAUGAGAAGAAAGCUACAAAAACUCAGCAUUCCUUCCUAAAAUAUUCUCCCGACCUCUUGCUUAUUCUGAAACAAGUACACACGUUAUUAAUGCUUUGUGACAGGUAGAUUUAGAAUGGCCGUGCUCAAGGCUGCACCCCUCCUCUGUGUUGUUGCUAGUCCCAUUAGUUCCAUAGCAGAUAGUGGCUUUUCCCAGCAGCCUCAUUCCCUCUCUCCCAUCCCCAUGGCCCCUGCCUUCUGCAUGACCUAGCGGUAGCACACCCCCCUCUGCUAAUGGCCGAAGCCCUUGCUUAUGUGUUUGUGUUGUCUUUUGGGGUGGGAGGGUAGAGCGGGGUGAAUUGCUCUGGUUCCCUCCACUGCCAUUCCAUGUGCCUAUCACUCCCGAACACCAGCCUGGCUCGGCCCCCACUUCUGAUGGAGGAGCUGGAGUCAAGGCAAGUAGGCUUAACAGUUCACUUGCUGAAGGACCAGUUGGCUGCGGAGGCUGCAGCCCGACUGGAGGCCCAGGCACGAGUCCACCAGCUCCUGCUACAGAACAAGGACAUGCUUCAACACAUCUCCCUGCUGGUCAAACAGGUGCAGGAGCUUGAACUCAAACUGUCAGGACAUGAUGCCAUGGGUUCCCAAGACAGCUUGCUGGAAAUCACCUUUCGCUCUGGUGUCCUUCCUGUGCUCUGCGACCCCACGACCCCCAAGCCUGAGGACCUCCACCUGCCCCCGCUAGGCCCCAGCUCCGCUGACUUCGCUCACUCGGUGGGCAGCCCCUUAGUUGACCAAAGCAUGUUUGAGAAUUCUAACACAGCACCCACACCAAAGCUGCAGCCAAGCCGUUCCUUCCCUCACCUGUCCAAGUCGACUGCCUCCAGCUCAACAGUCAUGGGCCCAAUGGAGCCAAGUGGGCCAGGGCUCCGGGUGGGCAGCAGCCAGCACCUCAAAAACCUGGGGAAGGCUGUGGGAGCCAAGGUCAAUGAUUUCUUGCGGAGGAAAGAGCCAGUGAACCUUGGGAACACUGCAGGAGUGAUGGAGAUCAACAAGAAUGCAGGAGCCACACUAUCUGCUCCAGGUGAUACCCCACCGGGGACCUGGCAAGAAGAAGAAAGGUCAGCUCUAUUGGAAGCAUUCCCCCGCCUUGAUCCACCUCCUCCAGUGACCAAGAAGCGGACCCCUCGGGCCCUGAAGAGCCCCCAAGACAUGCUGAUUUCCCCCCAGCCUGUCAUGAGCAGCCUGGAGUAUGGGGCAGAGCUGUCAUCUGGGCCUCCCCAAGAGCCACCUUCCACGAUGCCCAGCCUGGGAGAACAGGCCUCCGAUGACAACCUGAGACCAGAGGGUUCUAUGGAGAUGGUGCCAGAGAGCGAGGCCCUGCCCAAUGGAGAGGUCCCUUUGUCAGUGCCAGAUCUCAUCCACAAGGACCCUCAGAGUGAUUUCAAGCUGAGGACAACCGAGUGGAGAAGGACCUCCUCCCCCAGCCUCAGUGAAAGAAAUGGCCUCAAACUCAGUUUGGGUCCCCUCAGCCUGGCUGAGCCCCAGGAAGAUGGCAGCCCCCCACCUCGGGCAAGGACCAGCAGCCUUGACAAUGAGGGACCUCACCCAGACCUACUGUCCUUUGAGUAAAGCUUCCAUCCCCUGUCCCCCUAAGGGAGCAUGACAGUCCCUCCUCUAAAUCUGGGGACAGAAGUCCCCGCCUUCUCUUUCCACUGUCCACGGAGGCCCUGGCUCAGGCUCCCUCUCCCCCUUUAACCACCACAUUUGAAGGCACUAUCAGGUUUCCAGGUAGAGGUCCUGACUCGAUCCAGCAGCUCCCAGACCUCAGUAGGCUCCUAAUAGUACCUUUGUUUGUGUCUAGUGACUUUUCUCUCCUGGGAAGGGGGGAAGGAGGGAACUCCUGUCCCAUUGUAGUCCCCCUAACUUCCUUGGUGCCUCCCCAGUGCUGUUCCAUGCCCAUUCAUCCCCACACAGACAUAGUUGGGAUGAUGGGGCAGGUCACAUUCUACUUUGAUGCUUAAUAAAAAGUCCCAUUGAUGCUGGCAGUGACCCUCAGGAACAUGCUGGCCACACUUCCUUAUUCUGAUGAGUACACAGGCCCCCAGGUGAGAAGACCAGUCUAACAACAAUCUCUAGAAUUCUCUCUCUGGAAUGCAACUCACUCCUCUGUGGGCAACUUGGGUUCCUCUCUCCAUCCCACUCUGGUGGUGGUGCCUCACAGUUCCUACCUUGAUAUCUUGUGUGCAGCCUAGGAAUUCCCUCAGGCUCAGUCCAUCCUUGGGGGGGGGGGGCUCUCACAACGGGGAGGCCUGGAGUUCAUAAUCACAUCAAUGCAGGCAAUGACUGGUUUGGCUUGAUGAUGGCUACACUUGUCUGAAAGCCACCUACAGCAACCAGAGCCUCAGCUAAAAGGUGGUCUUGGGUAUGGAUCUGUGGUGAGUCCAUAGUCCACUUCAUUCAUCAUCUCUGUUCUCUUUGUUCAGGUAGGAAGAGAGGGAAGCUGGGAAAGUUGUUUGCUAAGUUUGAGGGCCAACCCAUGAGCUGCCUGCCCUAUUUAUCUUCCCAGUGUUCACAGGGGACAGUAUUUCCCCUUUAGUCAGGCAAGUCAUUGACUGAGGUCCUCUUGGUGUCACAUAUUGAAGUAGGCCCUGAAAAUGUCCCUAAGGCUACUUAUCUUUUUCCCUUCUUCCUUUCCUGUGGUCCCUUCCAAUUGAGGCAAGAUGAUGAAUUGGAAACAUUGUGCCACUUUAAGCUCUCACCAUGAGGGAAGACAGCACCUACCUCCCGAGGUGAAUGAAGACAGAGCUGAGCAAGCCAUGGUGGGAAUAUAGCAAUGAGCUCUUCUUCUUUUUUUUCUUGAUGAGCUUUUCUGAAUUCCUUUUUUGGUGCAGAGGUUUGCCAUCCAAGGAACUCAUUUGUUCAGGUCCUGUGGUGUCGAAAUCCCAUUGAGCUGGGUGUGCUCCAAGCUGGUGGGAAGAAUGGGGUUGGUUACUAGGAUCCAGAGCUACGGAAGGUGUGUUGGCAUGCCUGAAACGAUAUGAAUCCUAGAGAGGGGUAUAAGUAAGCAUAUGCACUCAUAGGUGAGGACAAUACAUGAGAAGAGCAUUGGAGUGAGAUAUGAGAGAGAUGGGAAAUCAUUAAUAGUGUGGAUUUGUCCCCUGCCAAAGUACUUUUAACCUAGUAGAAGGUCCUUUGGCAAAUGCUGGCACCCCCAAAUCCCUGCUUUCUUUAUAGAGGCGUCCGAGGCCUGCUCUUCUCUCUCAUUCUGCAGGGCCAUUAGCUCACACUUUCCACCUGCUUCCAGGACCCACCCCUGCUAUCCAUGGCUAGGAGGUGCCACCCUCUUGAGUUUAACCCAUUGUUUGUUCCUGUUUCUCACCAGGAGCCUUGGGGUGCUGCCUUCCUGUGGCCAAGAGACUGUGUAAGGGGGUGAGCCUGAGCCAGGAAGUAUACACAUCGAGAAGAAGCCGGGCUUCCCUCGGGAGGAGGGCUUCACUUCCUAGGGAGGGGACUGGGUGGGCUUC